Messenger RNA from Entelurus aequoreus (snake pipefish), 2211 nucleotides. RefSeq names its product STEAP family member 2, metalloreductase (gene steap2). The record is from RefSeq and is a predicted model, not a curated record. Gene Ontology annotation, cellular component: plasma membrane; endosome. The transcript is spliced from 6 exons. Gene Ontology annotation, molecular function: cupric reductase (NADH) activity; ferric-chelate reductase (NADPH) activity. Lineage: Eukaryota; Metazoa; Chordata; Actinopteri; Syngnathiformes; Syngnathidae. Gene Ontology annotation, biological process: copper ion import. The coding region runs from base 326 to 1822 and encodes 498 amino acids.
CACGUCCACAGCAUCCUGCUGAUGCAGAAGGGCUCCCACUGACGCUACCUGGAGCGAACCCACACAAAUAUGACGAUGUGAUUCAAUAACACCAGCUCUUGCUUUUUUCCUGCCACUGACCGGGACGGUGGGAUUUCCGAUUCCACGCGUGCCGUAAACGCACCACCGUGCAGUAAAAGGUAGACGCGGUUAAAUAAAAAAUAAAAAAGGUGUUCAGACUCGGAAGAAAGAAGCUUCUUUUCUCCCUCAAGAGCUCGCUGGCUGGCGGCUGAGCUUCAGCACUCGGGUCGUGGAAGCAGAAAAGCACAGAAGAAGAGAGUCAACGAUGAGCGGCAAUCGAAGCGCUCUGUUGUUGACGUCCUCGUACGACGGGCAGGCCUACUUGCUGCCCCACGUGCACGAGUACAAAUGCGGCGGCGUGUCCGUCCAGCCCACCGUCGCCAUUUUGGGGUCGGGGGAUUUCUCCAAGGGUUUGACUCUCCGUCUGCUGCGCUGCGGCUUCCAUGUGGUGGUCGGCAGUCGGCAUCCCCACCAAGCGGCCCGCGUCUUCCCUCACGUGGUGGACGUGACGCACCACGAGGACGCGGUCGGGAAGGCCAGCGUGGUCUUCUUGGCCAUCCGCCGAGAACACUACGCCGUUUUGUUGGACCUCAAGCAUUUACUGGAAGGAAAGAUAUUGGUGGACGUGAGUAACAACCGGCGGGUGAACCAGUACCCAGAGUCCAAUGCCGAGUACCUGUCGUCGUUGCUGCCACACUCCAUCGUGGUGAAAGCCUUCAACGUCAUCUCAUCCUGGGCCAUGUUGCAGACCACACCCAAGGACGCCAGCACACAGGUGUUUGUGUGCAGCGACUCGGCGGAGGCUCGUCAUCAGAUCAUGGAGUUAGCUCGCCGGCUGACCUUCCAGCCGGUAGACAUGGGACUUCUGUCCUCCUCCCAGGCCAUCGAGAACAUGCCGCUCCGCUUGUUCCCGGGCUGGAAGGGCCCCGUCCUCGCCGCCGUCACCCUCUCCAUCUUCUUCUUCGCCUACUCCUUCGUCCGAGACGUCGUCCACCCGUACCUCAAGCACAAGCAGAGCCACUUCUACAAGAUCCCCAUCGAGACGGUCAACAGGACGCUGCCCACCGUGGCCAUAACUCUCCUGGCGCUGGUCUACCUGGCGGGCCAGGUGGCGGCGGCCCACCAGCUCUACUACGGAACCAAGUACCGGCAUCUGCCUGGCUGGCUGCAGGGCUGGCUGCAGUGUCGCAAACAGUUAGGCCUGCUCAGCUUUUUCUUCGCCUCGGUCCACGUUCUCUACAGUCUCUGUUUGCCCAUGAGAAGGUCUGAGAGGUACCUGCUGCUCAACACGGCUGUCCAACAGGUCCAUUCCAAUGUGGAGGAUUCCUGGAAUGAGGAGGAGGUGUGGAGAGUGGAGAUGUACGUCUCCUUUGGGGUCAUGGGUCUGGGACUCAUGUCCCUGCUGGCCGUCACUUCCAUUCCUUCUGUGCAGCAAACACUCAACUGGAGGGAGUUUGGCUUCAUUCAGUCCACUCUGGGUUACAUCGCUCUGCUGAUCGCCACAUUCCACGGCUUCCUCUUCGGCUGGAAGCGAGCCUUCGAAGAGGACGCGUACCGCUUCUACAUGCCCCCGAGCUUCGUGGUGGCACUGGCACUGCCGUCGUGUGUCAUCGGGGGCAAGCUCGUCAUGCUGCUUCCGUGUGUGGCCCACAAGCUCCACCGCAUCCGCCGCGGUCUUGAUCCCAGUCAGCAUCAGAGCAAAAACCUCCAGCCCGUCGGCUCAGCUGUCAACAUUUCACCGGAGCGAGUCACCAUUAUGUAACCUGCGGCGCAGUGACGCCACGCCAUCGUCAGUCGUCACGCUUCAAUACGUACGCGUGUUUGUUCAUUAUUAUGUUUUGUUUUUCAACAUAAAACUGCUUAAAAAUCAUAUAAAUAUGAAGUAUAUAUCAGGGGUCUUAAACAGGGGGUCCGCAAUAAUAUAUAGUCUAAUAUAUUUUUUUAUGUUCCCCACAAUUUUUCCACAAAAUAAGUCUUUAAUGUCCACAUUGAUCCAACACCUGUUGUGAAGUUGUUGUUUGUUUAAAUGUUAUGUGGUAUAGUUUAUAAAUCAUUAUUUUUAUGUUGUGAAGUUUAUAAAUCAUUAUUAUUUUCAUGUUGUGUUCUUUAUAAAUGGCAGUCACAUGUACCUUGCAGCAUUCAAAUAAAAAC